CAUGCAAAUUUCUCCUGUUUGAGUUUUUAUUUACUGUUUCAUUCAUCUUCUGACAGUAUCUGCCAGCAUAAUUUGGAGCAAAAGAAUCCACAGCGAAUGGUCAGGUCAGUUGGUCAGGUCUUUGGUUCUUUCUCAGCUGAAAAUGGAUCUUAAUGAAAAACCAGUGAUGAUAUCAUGCUAAAGUCUAUGCCAAUAUUCAAGUACAAAGAAGAAAGUAGUGCAGUAGUACUAAUGUGUAGCAGUGAAAUCAAAUAACGUUGUGUGAAAGUUUGAAACUUUGUUCACCUCCCCAAAGUGAGAUCCAUCUACAACAGCAAAAACAUAAAAGAGUACAAAUGGAAGAGGUGGCAUCAAAAUCUACCAAACUUGCUCAACAAACCCCAGAUGUCUCAAUGACUAUAGUCACAAGCACCAUGAUUUCCAGUGGCCUUACCAUCAAGAUAGCAAGUUGUUCAGGUAAAACAAGAGAGACUUUGACUACUACUCCCUCUCCCUCUGGCUCCAGUUCAGAUUUGCCAUCUCCAAAUAUAAAGAAUUCAAUAGAAUCAUCCCCAUACAACUCUCCCUCUCUUAUUUCCCCACCUUCAUCAGCAUUUGUUUCAGCCUUGCAAUCACCUUAUAUAUCUCCAAGGGCCAUGAUUAUGAAUCCAAAACCCCAAGAAAACCCAACUCCCCAAGACAACAACCCAACUCCCCUUACACUUUCAUCACCACUAAUCUCACAGUCAGAUGACAUUCCAAGCAGUUCCUACACACCCCCAUCUGACCAAUAUGAAUUUUCAGAUGACCCAGCUGACUCAAAGCUCAAAUUUUUGACCUGUGACCCUGCAGCUCCUCCACGCAUCUCAUUUUCUUUCCCAGUUCCUCGGAUAUCCUUUGCCAAAGGACAAGUCUCUCCUGCUUCCAAUGCCAAACUCAGGAGCUGUGAUGUUUAUGUUGGUUUUCAUGGUCAAAAUCCAAACUUGGUGCGUUUCUCUAAGUGGGUUAAGUCUGAGCUUGAGCUUCAGGGAAUUGCUUGCUUUGUUGCAGACAGAGCAAAAUACUCUGAUACUCAAAGCCAUGAGAUUGCUGACCGAGUUAUCUGCUCUGCCACUUAUGGGGUUGUGAUUGUUACUAAUUCCAGCUUUCUUAACCAUCUCAGUUUGGAAGAGAUCAGGUUCUUUGCUCAGAAGAAGAACCUUAUCCCACUCUUCUUUGACACUGGCCCUGCUGAGAUUGUGGGCCUUCUCAACUGCAAUUCCAUUGAUAAAGAAUGUAAAGAGGCAAUUGAUGGACUUAUCAAGUCCAACGAAUUCAAGCUGGAAGCCAGUGAGGGUAACUGGAGAAGCUGUGUCUCUAAAGCUGCUGCUAUUUUAAGAGCAAAGCUUGGUAGAAAGAGUGUGGCUGAGAGAGAUGUAGUAGUAGAAGGAUUUGAAGAGCUACCCUUUUCAAGAAACAGGUUUUUUGUUGGAAGAGACGAGGAGAUUUCAGAGAUUGAAACUCUCUUAUUUGGAUGUGGGGAGUGUCAGGAGCAAGAUUGUUCUUUGCAGGCCAUCAAAAGAAGUGAAGCCAGUGGCCAAUCUGAAGGCCUGGCAGAUGAGGAAAGUGAUGUGGCUAUAAGUAGAGGAGGGAGGUAUAUUAGUUUGGAGAUGGGAAAGAGCAAAGAACCAACUUUAGAGGCUUGGGUUGAACCGGUUUUAGGAAGGAAUUCAUUCAAGAGGUCUAAUAAUAAGUACAAAAAGUCCAAGAGUGGGAACUACAAGAGCUUAGGCAGCAAUGUAAUUUGCAUAAAUGGGGUUGCUGGCAUUGGCAAAACUGAGCUUGCACUGGAAUUUGCUUAUAGGUAUUCACAGAGGUAUAAGAUGGUUUUGUGGGUAGGUGGGGAAGCUAGAUACUUUAGGCAAAACAUAUUGAAUCUGUCUCUCAAUCUAGGAUUGGAUGUAAGUGCUGAUGUUGAAAAGGAAAGGGGGCGCAUUAGGAGCUUUGAGGAACAAGAAUUUGAAGCUUUUAAGAGAGUCAAGAGGGAGCUAUUCCGGGACAUGCCAUACUUACUGAUUAUUGAUAAUCUUGAGACUGAGAAAGAGUGGUGGGAAGGGAAGGAUUUGCAUGAUUUGAUCCCAAGGAACACUGGAGGGUCCCAUGUGAUUAUUACAACGAGGCUAUCCAAGGUGAUGAAUUUUGAUGCAAUGCAGCUUUUACCAUUGCCUUUGUCUGAUGCAAUGGUUUUGAUAAGAGGAAGAAGGAAGAAAGACUAUCCAGCUGAUGAAUUAGAGUUUCUGGGGAAAUUUGAUGAGAAAUUGGGAAGGUUGAGCUUUGGCUUGUGGUUGAUUGGUUCACUACUGUCUGAGCUUGCAAUUGGUCCUGCUACUCUUUUUGAAGCUAUAAACCAGGUGCAACUCAAUGAAGGUUCUCCUUGCUCUAAUAUAAGCAUCACUGAGGAACAGUAUUGUAAGAACAAUCCUUUCCUCAUGAAGGCACUACACUUCUGCUUUGCAGUCUUACAGCAAACUAAUGGUAGAAGGAAUCUUCUUGCCUCAAGAAUGUUUCUAGUUGGUGGUUGGUUUGCCCCGGCACCCAUUUCAUCGAGUUUAUUAGCAACUGCUGCUAAGAAUAUGCCUGCCUUAGGAAACCGGUUGAAGAAGUGGACCAGCUGUCUGGCUCUCACAUUUGGUUGCUGCACUGGUUGUUUAGCAUCACAAACUUGGAAUAGUGAAGAAGAUUCAGCCCUCAUUUUGGUUAAAUUGGGACUAGCACGAAGAGCCAACAAACAGUCUGGAUGUUGGAUCCAAAUCCAUCCCAUAACACAGGUAUUUGCAAAAAGAAAAGAAGGUUUACAAGCUGCCAAGGCCACAGUUCAAAGUAUGAGGAGAGCAGGCAAUCCAUUGAUAAACUCGGAUCAUUUAUGGGCUUCUGCUUUCCUUGUCUUUGGAUUCAAAUCUGAACCCCCACUGGUCCAAUUAAAGGCAAUCGACAUGGUUUUCUACAUCAAAAGAACAGCACUCCCUCUUGCAAUUCACGCCUUCACAACUUUCUCAAGAUGUAACUCAGCAUUGGAGCUAUUAAAGGUGUGCACAAAUGUACUUGAAGAAGUAGAGAAAUCGUUUGUAUCUCAAAUACAAGAUUGGUGUCAUGGCUCACUUUGUUGGAAGAACAAGUUGCAAGGUAGUCAAAGGGUGGAUGAAUAUGUGUGGCAGGAUGUGACAUUGUUGAAGGCUACAUUACUUGAGACUAGAGCGAAGUUGCUGUUGAGAGGUGGACAUUUUGACAGUGGUGAAGACCUAUGCAGGACUUGUAUUAGUAUCAGAACAGUGAUGCUUGGACAUAACCAUGCCCAAACCUUGGCGGCUCAAGACACUUUAGCCAAGUUAGUGAGGAUGAGGAGCAAAAUAUGAUGUACUCUUCCAUCAAAACAAUGAAUUCUAUGUUUUGGGGAACUCAGUUUUGUUUACAUUGUAAUCAUGUCUUAGUUAGAUGUAUAAUUACCAAAUUUUCUUAUA
Molecule: messenger RNA, 3476 nt
Organism: Quercus lobata
Lineage: Eukaryota; Viridiplantae; Streptophyta; Magnoliopsida; Fagales; Fagaceae
Product: P-loop containing nucleoside triphosphate hydrolases superfamily protein
Exons: 1
Coding region: 336-3371 (1011 amino acids)
Biological process (GO): recombinational repair
Molecular function (GO): ADP binding; ATP hydrolysis activity
Source: RefSeq, a predicted model, not a curated record